CUAAUGCACGCUUCUAGAAUGGCAAGCUUAGAAGUUGUGGAAAUCAUUUUACGUUCCGGUGGCAAUGUUAAUGUUAAGAAUGAGUAUGGRCAGACGGCAUUGUUUUAUGCUGUGAAAAGCAAAACGAAAGAAAUAGCUCACAUUACCCAACUAGUCACUGUGCUCCUAAGUGCUGGAGCGGAUGUUAAUAUUGUCGAUAAGUACAACGAAACCGUGUUGUCUCAUGUGUUAAGAAGAAUGAAGGAAGAUAGUGAAUAUGCACAAAUGCGUCAACAUAAAAGUGAAAGCUCGUGGAUAACAGUUGCCUGCAAACUUGUACAAUAUGGAGUAGAUGUCAAUGUCAUGGAUGGUUUGGGAAGAACGGCUUUGUGGUAUGCUGUACGCCUUCUUGAUGAAGAAGCUACUAGAGUAUUAAUAGAAAGUGGCGCUGGAAUUGAUUUGCGAGAUGAAGAGGGAAUGACACCUUUGAUGAUUGCAGUAACACAAAGCAUGUUUUUAGACUCAUAUCAUGAACAUGAAUCACUCGUUAAGGUAUGUAAUACUUUAAUUACUGCUGGUGCCGAUGUAAAUGUGAAGGACAAACAUGGAAAAACACCUUUGAUGCACUCAUCCGAAGCGGGGGAAUUUGACAUUGUGCAAAGUCUUUUAAUAGCGAAUCCAGAAGUUAAUGCUGCAGAUGAAGACGGGAUGACAGCUCUAUUUUACGCAAUCAAAAGCAAAGAGAUUGCAACCAAACUUAUAGAGUAUGGUGCAUACAUCAGAAUCGCAGAUAACUCUGGCAAAACAGCUUUAAUGUAUGCAGCUGAAAAAGAUGAACGAAAUGUUCUGGAUGCACUCAUCACUAACGGUGCACAAUUGGACGCAGCGGACGAAAGGGGGAGGACGGCUCUAAUAAUCGCAGCAGCUUCAAAUCAUGUCACGAUUGUUAAUAAACUUAUAGCUGAUGGGGCCGAUGUGAAUGCUGCCGACAAUGAAGGAAUGACU
Molecule: messenger RNA, 984 nt
Organism: Exaiptasia diaphana
Lineage: Eukaryota; Metazoa; Cnidaria; Anthozoa; Actiniaria; Aiptasiidae
Product: putative ankyrin repeat protein RF_0381
Exons: 1
Cellular component (GO): cytoplasm; nucleus
Molecular function (GO): protein binding
Source: RefSeq, a predicted model, not a curated record